AUGAACAGAAGUACACCUGGCUAUGACAAAUUCAGUUUCGAAGACAUCGAUGUGAGCGCAGACGGCGCCUUCGUCCUGAGGAUUCUCAUCUCCGUGGUUUACUCUGUGGUGUGCGCAGUCGGUUUAGUUGGGAAUCUGCUCGUCCUUUUCCUCAUGAGGUUAAGACAGGGACGAAAGAAGUCCAGUAUCAACUUCUUCAUCAUUAACUUGGCGCUGACGGACUUCCAGUUCGUGCUCACUCUCCCCUUUUGGGCAGUAGACACCGCGCUCGACUUCAGCUGGCCGUUUGGAGACGCCAUGUGCAAAAUCAUCCUCUCUGUCACCGUGAUGAACAUGUACGCGAGUGUGUUUUUCCUCACUGCAAUGAGUGUGACCCGAUACUGGUCGGUUUCCUCUGCCCUGAAGAAGAAAACCUACAGGAGAUCCCGGUGUGUAAAGUGGGUGUGCGUGGUGCUGUGGGUGGCAGCGACGGUGGCCACAGCUCCAACAACCAUCUUCUCCACGGUGACAGUGGUGGCGGGGGAGAAACUCUGCCUGCUUAGGUUUCCUGAGGGGCACGACUGGCUCGCGCUCUACCACAUCCAGAAGAUACUUGUUGCCUUCAUCAUCCCGAUGUUCAUAGUCUCCGUGAACUACCUGAUGCUCCUGCGCUUUGUGAGGCGGAGGAGCAUGGACAGCAGCAACCCGAGACGGAGAAGCAGAAUCACCAAAUCUGUCGCUAUCGUGGUUUUGUCUUUCUUCUUCUGCUGGAUGCCAAAUCAUGCCAUCACAUUCUGGGGUGUGUUGGUCAAGUUUAACGCCGUGAACUGGGAUAAAUCUUACUAUAUGGUGCACACCUAUGUGUUUCCGGUCACCGUGUGUUUGGCGCACGCGAACAGCUGCUUGAAUCCGGUGCUUUACUGCCUGAUGAGGCCAGAGAUCAGGAAGAUGCUCAGCAGUGUGGUUUUCAGAGUCUCCACUCCACCCCACAAGAAGGGCUGCGCCACGCGCUCUUUUACGCAGGGAGACACUCAGGGAGUCGUGCCUCUCCACAUUAUGAACAAUGGAGAGUCCAAGCUGUCUUACGCGGAUCCUAAAGAGCUAUCAGGGUCCAACAUGAUCCCAUUCACACAAUAA
Xyrichtys novacula (pearly razorfish) is the source of this 1116-nucleotide messenger RNA. Lineage: Eukaryota; Metazoa; Chordata; Actinopteri; Labriformes; Labridae. The record is from the annotation of a GenBank genome assembly.